AUGGCCAAAUCGCCGCCCGGCUACGACGAAAUUGGAUAUCCGCAGCUACAGGAUCAGCCGCCGGCAUAUGGGGUGCAAAUCCUGGAUCCUAAGCUGCUCGAGCGGGCUCUGCGAAUUGAAGUCGCGAAACGGAGACGACUUGAGAGGCAGCUGCGGUUAGCGAGGGCAGAGCCCGACUACGCGCCAGCCCACCUAAAUCACACCUUAGUUAUCCAAGCCCGUCGCCAAGAAGAGCCAAGAACCGUUGGAGUUAUAGCAUUCAACGACUCUUGCCCCUACCAAGCACACGAGCCCCGAGAACGGCUGACAAGACGAGCAAAAAUUUUCUGGACCUUCCUGAUCCUGAUGUGUAUCGCAUUAUUGGUGAUCCCCAUUAUAAUUAUAGCCCAUCAGAACGGG
Molecule: messenger RNA, 399 nt
Organism: Mesorhabditis spiculigera
Lineage: Eukaryota; Metazoa; Nematoda; Chromadorea; Rhabditida; Rhabditidae
Source: the annotation of a GenBank genome assembly